Messenger RNA from Labeo rohita (rohu), 5355 nucleotides. Its product is annotated as FYVE, RhoGEF and PH domain-containing protein 5. The transcript has 22 exons. Lineage: Eukaryota; Metazoa; Chordata; Actinopteri; Cypriniformes; Cyprinidae. Gene Ontology annotation, molecular function: guanyl-nucleotide exchange factor activity; metal ion binding. The record is from RefSeq and is a predicted model, not a curated record. Gene Ontology annotation, cellular component: cytoplasm. Bases 374 to 4219 code for a protein of 1281 amino acids.
GUGUGCGCGCGCGCUCGUGCUCGUGCUGAUCGCCUGCUGUCCUGUACCGCAGUUAUAUCGCAAGAUGAAGUGGGGGAAUGCAGUAGCUGAUAUAUAAUCUCAUAUUGUAAUCUCGUGUAAAUACUCCAUGGAUUACGAUUUGAUCGUGUUCAAAUGAAUUUGACCCGUCAUUGCCGUGUCUCAGAUACCACAUGAUGUUCGUCAAUGAGCGCAGGAGCAUCUCCUGGGCCCCUGAGGACACUUCCAGGCUGAGCUUCUCUUAAAGGGGCAAUGUCAACCACCUAUUCCUGAAUAAUCCUGUGAUAAUCAAGAACCCAAACCAAAAAUUGCAUCCAAACCAAGACAAUAUCUACUGCCUCAUCUCAGUUCAAACAUGUACUUCAAUAGGCUUCACACUAACAAAAGCCUAAGGCCUCCAAACUCAAGAGAGCAUAUGACGGAAAUGCAUAGAAAAAGUGUACGGGAACAGGAGGGGUCACAGGAGAGGAAGACAGCGAAAAUAAUACAUACUGAAAAGACAAUGCAAGUACAAGAGACAGAACCAGAUGUUGUUGUGGAACAGGGAGAUGAUUUAGGAUGUGGGGAUGAGUUGGCACAGGGAAUUGAUUUAGAUUUAGAUGAAGGUGAGACAUUUAAGUCAGAGGACGAGGAAGAGUCGAUGGACCUUCUCUCUGAUUCAUGCAGUAAGAGAGACGUGGACGAUAAUAUAGAGACAGAGGAGAUUGAAGUAGAGUACACUGGGAAGAUAGAAUGGAGACCGACUAAAAAUGGUGUAUCAACGUCACAUAAAAGCUCUAGUGAUGUUCAUUUGGCUUCUAAUGCAGUUUAUGGACGCAAAUUCCUGUAUGAUGAAAUUUGCAUGAAUAAAACUUUCAUUGAAGCAUUUUACCCAAAUGGUAUAGUUCCGGGCAGAAUGUUUUCAAGUGAAGAAGACAUAGAUGGGAUGUUCCCUGAUAUUUGUGAUGCAGGCGAGGCGUUAGCAGACAAAGAUGGACUUUCUGAAUGUGACCUUUUUGAACAAACAGAACCUCUCCAAAUAGCAGAGACAGAGGACAGUGCCAAUGAAGAAAUUAUGAUGCUUACGAUGGAGGAGGGAUUGAACGCCUCUGAUUUGUCUUCAACGUCCAUUGAGGAAGAUGAUGAAAUACAGUUAGAAAAAGAGCAAAUGGAAGAAAAAGGAAACCAUUAUUUAUCAGACGAAAGCACAUCUCAGGAUCUUUCAGCUGCUAUUGACUCUCCAGACUGUCCAUCAUCAAACAGUGGAGGUGAAACUCUCCUUGAGUCUGAUCUGACUUCUUUUUCAAAUGAUGAUUCUUCUUCAUCACAGCCGUUUUUUGUCUCUGCCUCUGAAUUGGUCUCAGAUGAUGAUGUAGCAGAUGCAAAUCACAACUACUGUAGCGAAUAUGUGGUUAAGCAAGAUGAAACCAUGUCUGCCACCUUAAAUCUUGAUGCCAUCAAUGCCCUUUCACUCAUUCAAGAGAAACCUGAAAGCCAAAGCCAAAGUUUACAACAAAAUCAAGAAGAUGAGAGCAUUGAGGAAGAAGAAGAAGAAGAAGCCAUUGCAAGUGACAACUUGAGUAGAUCUGAGGGAACAGAACUUACAGUAGAUCAUGUGUAUGAAGAAACAGAGCCAAAAAUCCAAGCCAUAAGCUUCCUUCAGAACAGGAAGUACUUUAUGACUCGCUCUAUAUCUGUGGAAACCCCCAGUAAGAGAGUUGACCUAAUGAGUAGCCCUUCAACAGGAAAUAGGCGGCUUCUGCUACACCCAGGCUCCUUGUAUACAGAUCAGUGUUUCCUUGAAGAUAGUAGACCUGCGUUGACAGGCUCAUUAGGAUGUCUUUCACAAGGCACCUCAAACUUCGCUAAAGUCACACGAGUUGAUAUACCACCUCCUUUUGAAUUGGCAUCCAUCACAAAGCGACCAAUCAGAAAAAGCUCUCCAUCCCUCCCAAACGAAAUCUCAGCUACUUGCAAGAAGCCUGAUUUUGGCUUCAAGCGAUACCUUCUGCCAUUGCGAUUCCUUAGGAAAUCAGAUCGUAAAAGCGUGAUUGAUAAUCGUUCAAUCUCCUCCAGGUCGUCGUCCGAGUCAAGUCCGCAAGGGUCAAUCAAACGUUUGGAUUUUAUCAGGCAUAACAUGGGCAGCCCAGAGUUGCAAAGGACUCCAGAUGGCACGCCACCUAUGUCCCCUUCUUCCUUUGUCUUCCAAAAAAAUAGACAAAAACAGGGAUUAAACUUCACACUUAAUAAUGAUUUGGCUUCUAGCACCAUUUCUAUGGAGCUAGGCUCCCUUUUUGAGCCCAUUGCCUUUUCCAAACCUCGAUCUUUUUCAUCGCCCAAUACAGACUCUUCGGAUUACGAGAAUGUUCAAAAUGCCGCUUCUCACUAUGAGAAUGUGCAGAUUCGCCUACUGAAUCCAGUCAUUCAGAGUCAACGAAAUCAAAGUUCAGCCAGUGAUACUGAUGGUUAUGUGGAUAUGAGCAGUCUGCCAGGCUUCCAGGGCAAAAGUCAGCCAUCUGAGCAAGAAACAGACAGUCUCUACACUUUCUGUUCUCCUAAUGUGAGGCAAGAUGGAACAGUAGGUGUGUCUGUGGGUGUGGCUUGUACAAAAGAGAAUAAGACCAAAGCAUCUGACAAACUGACUGUCAGCUGUUCCAGGGCUUUCUAUAGUGCCAAAGAGCUUCUGGAUAGUGAGGCCCAGCAUGUUAAGACUUUACAGCUUCUCUGUGAGUCAGUUGAAGCCGAUGAAAGGCUGAUGACAGUGUGGACAGAGGUACCUGAUAUUUAUACUCUCCACCAAAAUAUCCACACAUUACUGGAGACUCGCUUAAAAGAAUGGGAUCAGAAUGAAGGUAUUGCUGAAAUUAUCCUGGCAAAGAAGACAGACUUUUCCAUUUUCUCUUCUUACAUCAGUCAUUAUGAUGAAAAAUUGAAUUAUCUGGAACACAUACAAAGCACACUACCAGAUGCAGUGACCCUGAAAAAGCAGUUGCUACAGGUCAUUGUGCGAAUCCUGCAAUACCGUAUGCUGCUUACAGACUACCUGAAUAACCUCUCACCAGACUCCAGAGAGUAUGAAAAUACACAAGACGCUUUGGUUGUGGUCUCAGAUGUUGCUCAUCAUGUUAAUGACAGCCUUAAGAAUGGAGUGGAUCUUCUGCGUUUGGUCCAUAUUGAACACAGUGUUCUGGGUCUGACAGAUCUCCUACAACCUGGGAGAGUGUUUGUGAAAGAGGGCACCUUAAUGAAGGUCAGCAGAAAGUGCAAGCAACCACGUCACCUUUUCUUGAUGAAUGACAUAAUGCUGUACACAUAUCCUCAGCAAGAUGGCAAAUACAGGCUCAUCAACAGAUUACCAUUGGCAGGGAUGGAGGUCAGCAAGCCUCCUAUAGAAAAUGCUCAGAGUGCAUUGAAGAUAGACGUGAAAGAUAUAAGCAUCACUUUGUCUGCCAACUCCGGCAUUGAAAGAGACAGCUGGUUUGUUACACUGAAUCGGACAUUAGUGAAUCUCGGCCCCAUAUCAGGAGUGGACUGUUUUGGGUUAUUGGACGGUCCAGAGAUGUGUCUUGGCGAGAAUGCUCCUCCUCUGCUGUCUGUUUCCCAGGUGACAGUUUGCAUGAACUGUCACUCACAUUUCAGCCUCACAAACAGACGACAUCACUGCCAUGCAUGCGGCAAGGUUGUCUGCAGAGAUUGUUGCAGGAACAAAUUCCCCCUCAAGUACAUGAAGAAUCGACGUGCCAAAGUGUGUGAUCAUUGUUACGCUGAGCUGCGUAAGCAUGAUGUUGCCACAAUAUCAGAGAGCCCCAGUCGACCUCUCUCUUCGGUCUUCCAAAACAUUCAUCCGUCGAGUCUGUGGAAGAGCCGCAAAGGCCAAAUGUCUUUCAACCAGGAGACGGUGUCCGAGGGGGUGAUGAGUGGAACCCUGCAGAGGUGCAGAAACAGCAAGAGAAGUUGGAGAAGCCUGUGGUUCCUCCUAAAAGAUAAAGUUCUCUACACAUACCCACAACCUGAGGAGAGGGUUGCAUGCGAGACCCUUCCUCUGUUGGGGUUCUCUGUGAGGUCAGAGGCUGAAGGGGAGAGCAGCAUGUUUCAGCUGUACCACAAAAGCACUCUCUUCUAUACUUUCAGAGCCCAGGACAGUCACACAGCACAGAGUACUGCCCUUCAAAAGCCACAGAAGAUAGUUACAUGUUUCCCAGAAGACAAAAUAAGUGGGUGAAUGCUAUGGAAGAGGCUACAGUCCUGUAGCAUCAGCCAUCCUGCUUUUGUCUUCUCAUAUGGGCAAUUAAAUCUGUUAUUGAUCAUUCGGGAGCAAUGCAUUUUCACGUCACAUUCAAAAAAUACCACCCAGUGUGACUGGGAGCGUAAUCAACCAUCGCUACGCUAACGUGACGCAACAGACGUAUUUUUGGAACGCCAAGGGAACAAAACGCUCACACUCAGACAUUUAUUUUGUGCCAAAUACUUCUUGCAAAGACCCCGUUGAGCCAUGGACACACUUUAAAAGGCACACAGUAGCACUUCCAGCUGUCAUUUAGAAAAGAACAUUUUAGAACCAGCAAGAUGUUGCUUAAUUUAACCAUUAUACAAUGAUAUAUUAUGCAAUACUCCAGAGCACUGAAAUAUAAUAGGACAAUUUCUAUAUAUGGGAACUUUGAGUCCAUUAUGUUCAUUUGGUGCCAUUUGCUUGAUGGAUUAUAUUUCCUUGCAUACUGCUGUCAGUCAUUUGGACAAUGACUUCUACAAGCAAAUUAGUAUUUAGCAACUGAGCUGGUAUUCUCGUUGCACUUGAUGAUGUAAUGUUUAAUUUACUUGCCUUGUGUCUGAACUUGCCAUGUUAUAAUUACAAUAUGAGGGCUUGAUGUAUAUUAAAACAGGAAUGUUUAAGUAGUUUGUAAGAAGGAUCAAUUGUCACUAUAUCAUUUGAGUAAACUUUACUUGAGCUAUUGUGUCCACUUUGGGUUUUCAAACCUCACUAGUGUCUCAGCUUCCUAUUUUACCCUUCUUUGUGUGUGAAAAGUCAUAUCUCUAAUGUGGUUAUGCAAAUAAGGUUACCUAUAAGGUUGACCACUGUUGAAAUAAAACCAUUAACAAUAUAGUAGUCAGUGCUAUAAGGGUUCCCUUUGUGGUUAAUUUCAAUUCAGUUAUGUUUUAUUUAAAUGCAUUUCAAGAUGCAACUCAUUCGAAUACUGUACGAACUUUAGCAUAAACCAAUAGUUUAUAAUUAGCUCUGUAACUUUUUUCUGAACCCCUCAACGUUUUUUAAGUUUUAUUUUCAACGACAGCCAGGUUGAGUCCACAGAGAGUGAAUUUUAGAGAUGUGAUUCUGUGAUUAAGUAUCUUCAACUCCGUAAU